AUAAGGUGGAAAAGGAAAGUGAAGUUGAACAGAACGAACAAAAUAGUGAAGCAGAAGAAAAAGAGAAAAGUGGAACUGAAAAAGAAGUUGAAAAAAAGGAUAGAAGUGGUGUUAAAAAAGAUGAAAAGGAUGAAUAUAAGAUGCUUGAUUGGUCCCCAGAAUGCUAG
This is a messenger RNA of Dentiscutata erythropus, 167 nucleotides long. The record is from the annotation of a GenBank genome assembly. Lineage: Eukaryota; Fungi; Glomeromycota; Glomeromycetes; Diversisporales; Gigasporaceae.